Messenger RNA from Coniosporium apollinis CBS 100218, 1701 nucleotides. RefSeq names its product 23S rRNA (uracil-5-)-methyltransferase RumA. Lineage: Eukaryota; Fungi; Ascomycota; Dothideomycetes. Gene Ontology annotation, molecular function: tRNA (uracil(54)-C5)-methyltransferase activity, S-adenosyl methionine-dependent. Gene Ontology annotation, biological process: tRNA processing. Bases 1 to 1701 code for a protein of 566 amino acids. The record is from RefSeq and is a predicted model, not a curated record. The transcript has a single exon.
AUGGCAUCCUCGGCGGCCAACGUAGCGCCAAUCGAGAGCAACGGCUCGAAGAGACGGAUGUGCGACGGCGGACGCCAAAAAUCCUACCGGUUCAAGAAGCAGAAAACGAGCAAGCCUACCAAAGACGGAUCGAACGAGGAAGUUCUGAUAGAGGAUGUCAGAGUGCUCCUGCAAAAGCAAUCCCUGGAGGACACGCCGGCCAAGGAUUACACGAAUGGAGAAACAGAAGGAUCUUCUACAGCAACAGGAGCACUGCCAGAGCCUUUCUCGGAGAUUGAUCUUACAGUAUCAGAGCUCUCCUCUACAGGCGACGGCCUAGCCAUAGCACCAGACACGAGCAGGGUAUACGUUGUGCCAUUUACCGCACCCGGAGACACAGUAACCGCAAAAGUCAUAAAGCACUUCCACGACCACCCCUAUACUCUCACCGACUUCGUCAAAGUGCAGCAACCCUCACCCCACCGAGAUGAUACCCUGGUCCAAUGUCCCUACUUCGCCAAGUGCUCCGGUUGCCAAUUCCAGAUGCUCCCCUACUCCUACCAACUAGAACACAAAAAGACCAUCGUCGAGAAAGCUUACAAGAACUUCUCCAACCUUCCCCCAGAGCUCAUACCGCCCGUCGAGGACACCAUCGGUUCACCCUUGCAGUAUGGCUACCGCACGAAACUGACACCGCACUUUGAUGGGCCGCCUGGUAAAAGAAGCGACAAGCGGAAGGGUAUACACCAAGCCUUUACAGAAGUCCCGCCAAUCGGCUUCAUGCAGAAGGGUACCCGCAGGACCAUCGACAUCGAGGACUGCCCUAUUGGUACCGACGCCGUACGCAUGGGCAUGAAGUGGGAGCGCAAGCGGGUGGCAGCUGAGCUAUCCACCUACAAGCGCGGAGCGACGCUCCUGCUCCGUGAGAGCACCAAGCGCGUUCCCAAGCCCCUGCAAGAUGCGACUACCAAUUCUGCUGCAGACGAGAGCGUAGCUGCAAAAGACGAUGUAAUCCUCGAAGACCGCGGCGACUACGUUGACGAGAAGACAUGCGUGACCAACUCAAACGCCACAACAACCGAAUACAUCGACAACUUCGUCUUCGAAAACCCCGCCGGCUCCUUCUUCCAGAACAACAACUCCAUCCUGCCGACCUUCACACAGUACAUCCGAGAGCGCAUUCUCCCUCCUGCUUCCACCGCCACCACCCACCCCAAAAUCACAAACCUAAUAGACGCCUACUCCGGCUCAGGCCUCUUCACCAUAACCCUCUCCUCCCUCUUCGUACGCAGUCUCGGCAUCGACAUCUCGGGCCCCUCCAUCGCCUCCGCAACCACAAACGCAGCUCUCAACAACCUUCCCCGAGACCGGACCACUUUCCUAGCCGCGGAUGCCGCGAACCUCUUCGCCUCCAUCGACUUCCCCGGGGCCGAGACCGUGGUCGUCAUCGAUCCGCCGCGCAAGGGCUGCGAUGAGAGUUUCCUGCGGCAGCUCAUCAGGUUCAGUCCCGCUAGGGUGGUUUAUGUGAGCUGUAAUGUGCACACACAGGCUAGGGAUGUGGGAGUGUUGGUGGGCGGGAUGGAGGGCGUGGAUGGGGGGACGGGGCCGGGGAGGGGAGUUUAUGAGAUUGAGAGUUUGAGGGGGUUUGACUUUUUCCCGCAGACGGGGCAUGUGGAGGGGGUGGCGGUUUUGAGGAAGAAGGCUGAGGCUGGCGGAGAGUGA